UAUGAACAGUUGACCACCAAGGAUGAACUAUCUCUAACAGACGGUGGUGCAGGGUAUUCCGACCGGCGAUUUAGCCCUGAAGACCUUUCUCGACCGUCGACUUGCCGAAAUGGCAGAGAAAAGCUGCAAGAAAGAGUUACGAGCCAACUACAGAACGCCUCAACAUAAGAAUAUCCUCCCCUUGCUGGCCGUAUUCAAACAUAGAGGGAGGUUCCACUUGAUCCUUCCAUGGGCCGACGGCGGCAAUCUUGCGGAGUUCUUCAGGAGGAAUCAGAUGCCAAUCUGCACUGAGCGAGGUGGCAUGGAAGCUUCAAAGCGCCGCUCCGAAGCAUGGGUCUUAUCAGAAUGCUUUGGACUUGCUGACGGGCUCGCUGCGAUUCAUGGAAUCAACCCCGAUACACAACAUACACACACGUCAUCUCAAAUGCACGCUGAUAUAAAGCCAGAAAAUAUUCUUUGUUUUGCCUCAAACAACGCCAAAUAUGGCCCCUUCAUUCUGAAACUCGCAGACUUCGGCGAAGCUCAAGAAGUUCGUGCUGACACCAGGGAUGUGGAGGCCCACCGUGUGGCGCAUACGAAAACCUAUCGGCCACCUGAGCAUGAUACAGACGUGCUGUUGACUCUCCACUAUGACGUAUGGUGCCUCGGAUGUGUCUACCUAGUGUUCCUUAGCUGGGCGAUUGCAGGGCUAGGAUCAAUUGAUGAGUUUGAGGUUGACCGUUUUCAUGAGUGCGAUGAUGCCGAGGUCGACAUGGCAAAGGGGACAGUCCUCAGAGAUACGUUUUUCAAGAAAGUCGCCGAGCCUACACGACCGCGGUUCCUCUCGAGCAUUACGUCUGGUCACAAAACUAAAAUGCGAUUUGAUCCGAACGGUUCGAAAAAUGCGGUCAGGAAAAGGCACAUUUGGUGGUUUGAGUACACAAAAAACCACGCCAAGAGUCUUGUAAAGGAUAGAGUCCAGUCGUCAUUACGAGAGCGCUGUCAUAAUACCAGGUUCGAGAAAUUUCUGGAUUUCAUCGCCUCGAAGAUGAUAGUAGUCGAUCCGAAGGUCCGCGCAGAUUCAGCCGAAGGUAGUACAUGUACGAUAUUGAAUUGGCUUGCGCGGAAGAAUAUUGGAGCAAUCCUAUAGACCUUUCAACUCCGGUAGUAUUAGAGAUUUUAGUUCCGGAUAAUAAUCUAUUUACUCUUCAUCUUCCUCUCCGGCCUUUUUCUUUCGAUCAUUCUCGGCAUCCGCAUAUGCCUGAUAUAUUUGAUCCCUCUCCUCC
Truncatella angustata is the source of this 1265-nucleotide messenger RNA. Its product is annotated as kinase-like domain-containing protein. Bases 110 to 1129 code for a protein of 339 amino acids. The record is from RefSeq and is a predicted model, not a curated record. NCBI's taxonomy places the organism in Eukaryota, Fungi, Ascomycota, Sordariomycetes, Amphisphaeriales, Sporocadaceae. Gene Ontology annotation, molecular function: ATP binding; protein serine/threonine kinase activity. The transcript has 3 exons. Gene Ontology annotation, biological process: peptidyl-serine phosphorylation; peptidyl-threonine phosphorylation.